Messenger RNA from Fusarium pseudograminearum CS3096, 486 nucleotides. RefSeq lists its product as uncharacterized. The transcript is spliced from 2 exons. NCBI's taxonomy places the organism in Eukaryota, Fungi, Ascomycota, Sordariomycetes, Hypocreales, Nectriaceae. The record is from RefSeq and is a predicted model, not a curated record. Bases 1 to 486 code for a protein of 161 amino acids.
AUGCCUCUCUUCGGUCGUCGUGAACCCUCCCCUGAACCCAUCAGAGAAGAACCCCGCAAACACGGCCUCUUCUCCAGCAACAAACACACCGAACCCACCCCCGUCCGCAGCAGCACAACCUCCCGUCACAACCGCCACUCCCGCGGCUCCGCCUCAUCCCACGACCGCUACUCCUCCUCCUCAUCUCGUUCACCCAGCCGUCGUCGCAGCACAGGCGGUGGCUUCCUGUCUAAAUUCGGCAACAACCGCAAUGAACACGAUCCCGCCGUUCUCGAAGCCCGUGAGCGUGUGAGAAGCGCUGAGAUGGCUGAGCGAGAGGCGGAUCGUGCUCUUGAGGAGGCGAGACUUAGUGUGAGAGAUGCGAGAGAGCAUGUUAAGAGGCUUGAGGUGGAGGCAAAGGAGGAUUCGAGAAGGGCUAAGAUGAAGCAGAGUCAGGCUAAGGAGAUGUCCAAGAUGGGACGAAGCCUUGGACGCCAUGGACACUAA